UACUUAUUCAUUAUAAUCAAAGCUUGUCUGCCCAUAAAAUUCCCAUUUUGAACUGAUGUCGACAUAAUCUGUAACGAGAAAAUUUCACUCAUGCACAUGCGCCAUGCCAAACAUUUCAGACUGAUGCUUAAAGUCUAGUGAUUCUGCAACAUCUACAAAACCUAUAAUAUUUGAUAAUAGAUCUUGUGAGUAUUGAUCCUCGACCAGUAAAGUCGGUCCAACUUCUGAGAACGUAAACGGUGUACAUCUUCCUAGGGUGUUGAUUUGAGUUUCUGCUUUUUAAGGCCACCAUUACACUGCAGAUCCUUCCCAGGUGGGACUCAAACUAGAAGGUUUUAGAACAACACAACCACUUUACUGGAUCGUUGAACAUGUCACUAGACCAUAACCCACAUAUUAUGAAUUCAUAACUUUAAUUUGAAAGUUUCGACUAUUUAUUUAUAUGAGCAACAUAUGAAGAUCAAAUAAUUGAAGAGUGGAGCCCUGAGCCCGACCACCUUUGCCUCCAUUUCCACAAAUGAGAAUCCCAUGUCCCUUAGAACAUGGAGCGCUAGUUAUUGCAUUUGAUCUUUGUCCUCCCUAAUCUUAUUUCUUUCAAAUCAUCAUUUACUUACAUAAAACUUCAACUUGUGGCACUCUCGCAAUAAUCAUUUACUUCCACGUGGACUAAAACACCUCAAACAUAUCUGCCAAUUGUCACAACCUAUAAGUUAGUUGGUCCACCGUAUAAACCUUGAAAUCGAGGAAUUAUAGGUGCUUUAAUUGAAAUUGGAUUGUUGUAAUUAACUAACUUUUUGACGUGUUAUUAACUAACUUAUGUUUCAAUAUUCAAAGAUAAUAUAACUCCAAGGUGUGAUAAUGCAUUUGCUCUUGUUCUCAACUUUUCUAGAAUAUAAUAUUAAUGUUCCCAAGUCUAGGGCCAACAUACAAGUCCCACCAUGCAAACAUGUAUAUUAUAAUGUCUAUAUAACUGACAAUAAGCGAUGGUGUUCAAUAUUCACAUAUCCACAAAGCAUUCCAUCGUCAAUCUAUCCUCAAGAUUAGAGAAUCAUAUAUUCAAAAACUGUUAAAUUUUUUAUCGUUCUUUCAUCUUUUAAAAUAUAAGUUACUACAUAACAGUUUUGGAGCCAUAUAUAUAGAUUGGUCAGAAAUGGAGAUCAAAUCGGUGGCGUGCGAGUGUUGCGGCUUAACGGAAGAUUGUACACCAAACUACAUUAAUAAGGUCAAAGCUAAUUUUGCCGGAAAAUGGCUUUGUGGGCUUUGCUCCGAGGCGGUGAGUGACGAAUUCAGCCGUGAUCGGAAGAUGACGACGGUGGAGGAAGCUGUCAACGCCCACGUUUCGUUUUGUAGUAAGUUUAAAGCCAACCCGGCAGAACUCGUUGCAGACGGCAUGAGGCAGAUGCUACGUAGGAGGUCCGGUGAGUUGUUGCCGGCGAAGUCCAAGAAGUUUGGAAGAUCUAAAACCACUUAGUUGCGUUUACACAUCUUUUUCCCUCGUUACUUUCUUCGCUUUUAUAGUAUUGGCCAAUGUACAAUAUAAUAAAAUAUAAAAUCAUCACA
Brassica rapa (field mustard) is the source of this 1560-nucleotide messenger RNA. RefSeq lists its product as uncharacterized. The record is from RefSeq and is a predicted model, not a curated record. Lineage: Eukaryota; Viridiplantae; Streptophyta; Magnoliopsida; Brassicales; Brassicaceae.